This is a messenger RNA of Pseudomassariella vexata, 1326 nucleotides long. RefSeq lists its product as uncharacterized. The coding region runs from base 1 to 1239 and encodes 412 amino acids. The transcript has 5 exons. Lineage: Eukaryota; Fungi; Ascomycota; Sordariomycetes; Amphisphaeriales; Pseudomassariaceae. The record is from RefSeq and is a predicted model, not a curated record.
AUGGCGGACGCGGCACAGAAGUUCAUCCAGGAGGUCUGGGGACUCCAAGGAACCGCCUACCUGGUGGUCGGAAUAAGAUACGCAACGAGAAUCCAGACGGUGGGAUGGCAGAAACUGGCAUGGGACGACUUUUUCAUGCUUCUCGCAACCCUGGUAUAUACGGCCGAAUCAGUAGCGGCAUAUUUUGUCGUCGCGUACUGGCAGGGCUUAGCGAAUAAUGCGAUGACGGAUGACCAAAGGGCAACCCUCGAGGCCGACUCGCCAGAAUGGGUGCUACGGGUCAAUGGCUCCAAAACGCACGUCAUUGGUCUCUUGCUCUACACGACACUCCUCUGGCUGCUCAAGGCUUGCUGGGUUGUCUACUACAAACGCCUUACCGAGGGUGUACAUAACAUGCGGAGACUCAUCUUAGGGGCUAUGAUCGUCAUGCCCGUGACUUACGUCGCGUGCCUUCUGGUCGCAUUCUUGAAGUGCAUCCCCUUUCACCACCAGUGGCAGAUCAACCCCUCUCCUGGUAAUAACUGCAUGCCAGCCGUGUCCUUCAUACAGACCAUUUUCGUCAUGGGGAUGAACACCGUCACGGACUUUUAUCUCAUGGCGAUUCCGAUUCCUAUGGUCUGGAAGUCAAACUUGCCCCUUAGGAAGAAGUUCACGCUCCUGAUCAUGUUCAGCGGUGGCUUCCUCGAGAUGGCUUUCGGUAUACUUCGUUGCGUAUCCAUCCUGACACUGGGUGACGUCGACCCAGCCCAAUCCGGCUACUGGUCUGUCCGCGAGUCCUUCGUCUCCUUCGUCCUCACCAACAUGCCCAUGGUCUACCCCCUCGUCAAGAAGUACAUCGACAAGACCCGAUCCUCCAGCCGCAGCAAAGGCACCGGCACCGACAGUCGUGGCUACCGAUUAAACAGCUACCCGCGCCGCGGUACCGCUCCCAGAAAGCACCCGCUCUCCAUCCCGGCCGAGACCACGUGGGAGUCCGAUUCCAAGGAGCAUAUCGUCGCGGACAAGGUACAUAUAUCGAGUGGCGAAACCUCGUCGCUCGAGCAGCAGACCACCAAGUCGCACCACCGCGACAUCAUGUCCGGUAACAAUGAGAAGAGCAUGCCGAGGAGUUCAAAGGAGCAGAAUCGGAGCAAGUCCCGGAGGAGGACUAUCGAAAACCAGAUUAUUGUCACGACCGAGUACACUAUCCAGGAUACUGGCCCAAGUCCACCGCAGCAUGCUCGUGGGUUUGAAUUCUAACUUUCUAGUUUUAGCCAGGAAUGAGAUAAUCGUCAUGGCAGGCUUCUUUGAGCAAUAUAUACAUCAUUAUUUUAGACAGGCGUCGCU